Molecule: messenger RNA, 986 nt
Organism: Myotis myotis
Lineage: Eukaryota; Metazoa; Chordata; Mammalia; Chiroptera; Vespertilionidae
Product: 40S ribosomal protein S27-like
Exons: 1
Coding region: 542-814 (90 amino acids)
Biological process (GO): ribosomal small subunit assembly; translation
Cellular component (GO): ribosome; cytosolic small ribosomal subunit
Molecular function (GO): RNA binding; structural constituent of ribosome
Source: RefSeq, a predicted model, not a curated record
UGUGGUCCAGACUGUUAAUGUUCCACCAAAAUACCUUUUUCUUUUCUUUCAGGACACACACCAAUAUUACAUUUCCCACUUUGUAAUUGAAUUUGGCCAUGUUCUCAUUGACAGAAUUAGAGCCAAAGUGCAUGUGCUAUUUCCUGGUUUAGGUCUUAAAAUGUUAUUACUUCUUUCUGUUCCUGCCAGCUGAAACCCAAGCCAACACACCCUAAUGCAACGUCAAGGCUCUGAGCAUGUUGGAAUAACACCAUGGAAGAAAGUGAAGUCCUGGAUGACUAUAUGGAGUAAAACUGUGCUCUGACUUGGCCUACCCACCUCAGAUCUAUUGUGUAAGAGAGAAAUAAAUCCUUUGUUCUUUAAGCCACAGUAUUGUUGGAGAUAACACUUCCUUGUACUUGCAACAACUCCCUUAGAAAAAUAAAUCCAUGUCAAAUCCAUUUGGGAAACUUUGGGAUUUCACAGACCAGUGAAAUGUCAACAUAUUUGGGACCAAAAAAAGUAUGCCACUUUCUGGCAGUGACGCCCUCCCCAGGACAAUAUGCCUCUCGCUAAGUAUCUCCUCCAUCCCCCUCCAGAAGAGGAGAAGAGGAAACACAAGAAGUGCCUGGUGCAGAGCCCCAAUUCCUAUUUCAUGGAUGUAAAAUGCCCAGGAUGCUAUAAAAUCACCACCAUCUUUAGCCAUGCACCAACGGUAGUUUUGUGUGUUGGUUGCUCCAUGGUUCUCUGUCAGCCAACAGGAGGAAAAGCAAGGCUUACAGAAGAACGCUCCUUCAGAAGGAAGCAGCACCAAAAGUACCUCAAAUCAAGAUGAGUGGGAAACCAUCCCAAUAAACACAUUUUGGAUUUUAAAAAAGUAUGCCAAUUUUUCAUUUGUCCAAAUAAGGACAUCUAGAGAAAGAAAACAAUUACCAGCCUUAGCUGCUCUGGGUCAAUGGACAGAGCUUUGGCCUGCGGACUGAAGGAUCUCAGGUUUGAUUUCGACC